This is a messenger RNA of Xyrichtys novacula (pearly razorfish), 14678 nucleotides long. The record is from the annotation of a GenBank genome assembly. Lineage: Eukaryota; Metazoa; Chordata; Actinopteri; Labriformes; Labridae.
GGCUACUGUGACUUUAACGGGGUGUUGGUUGGCUGAGAGGUAACAGAAAGGUUUAAUUCCGUCGCUACAACACAUCGUGUGUAUCUCGGAGCAUCCUCUUCGCCUUUCUCUCCAGUGUUGUCCUCUCUGUCUCUUCAACACAUUUUCCGUGAAGCUGUGCGUGGCAGCAGCAACACCCCACACCCGGAGCGAUGGGAGGUACUGCCGCCGUUACCAUCAUUUCCCCGUCGUGCGCUUCAGCCUCAAUUAUUUCCCAUUAAAGCAUCUUGUUGUGCUUAUUUCGCUAUGUUUUCUCUCGUGACAGAGGCCGAGACGCGUCAAAAAUUACUGCGCAAUGUGAAGAAAGAGGUGCGUUGUGUUUUUUUUCCCAUCUUUCUUGCUCAUGAGUGUUUACAUCUACCGUGUCUGUGGGUAUAGACAGUGUAUGUAUGAGCGUGUUUGUGUGGACGUGGUUUCUCCGGUUUGAGCCACACGACAACAGGCCUGUUUGUAUCACGAAGUUGAGCAUAUUUUACAGAAUUGGAGCAUAUGCAAUAACAUCAGCUGUGGAAAUGUAGCCUGGAGGCUGCUGCUGUUUUUCAUGCUGUUGUUACACUGGCGUAAUAUGAUGAUGAUGACGAUGGUAGUGAUGAUGAGGAUGAUGGUGACGAUGGUGAUACAGAUGAUUGUGGUGAUGGUGAUGGUUUUACACUGGAGGGAAAAAUACAAAUGUAAGAAACCAGGUUGCUUUCAUCUCUUGGAGUUGUUCUUUCUACAUGAUUUAAUCUCGUCUUGUAAGAAAUCUACACUAUAUUACCAUCCUGAACUUAAAGCUGUGACCUUGGCAUCUGUUUCUGUGUGUGCAAAUAAUCUAAUGAAUGCACAAAAGUACAAGCAAAUCUAGAUGACUGGAUCGUGAGCCAUUUUGGUUGUAAUCAGAGUAAAAAUCUAACCAAGCCUUACACCACAGACCCCUCCAAACUGCUCAGUGACUCCCCCCAGGGAGAGAGGAGACUGGAUGUUUUAUUCAUUGCAAAGAAAGCCGGGUACUUCCAGGCUUAAAGCAUCGUGAUCCCCCUCACCUGUGACUCAUUGCCUCACAAACGUCCAUGACUGUGUUGCCAAAUCCUGCAGCAAGGAGGGGCUUAGAUGUGAUUUAUAGAUUUAUAAGAAAGCAAAAUGGAUUUUAAGCAAUUUGCAUUUUCAGCCUGGGUUGACAUGGACAUUUGUCAAUCACUAAAAUAGACUUUUUGUUCACUAUACAGAGGAGACAAGUCAUUUUGUGUUCAGCAUCUCAUCUGCAAAUGAAAGACUGGGUGUUUACUUAUAGUAAAAGGCUCCAAUGAAUCCUGAAAAGGGCAAAAGACUUUCAUCCCAGUGUGACAAAACCAAUACAAUUCAUUAAUCUCUCAUUCAGUAGACACACAGGAACACACCAGAAUAAAUUCAGUUAAUUUUAACGUUUUUCAACCAACAGAAUAAUUUGUAGAGCAUGAAAUUUUCCAAAAUGUUUAGAUUUGUUGUUGCAUUUACUGAAGAAACAAAAACUUAGCAUCAAGAAGUUCUUUUCUCUGUAAAAUAUCAGGGUAUAAAAUAGAUUUGUUGUAGAGAAUAACAACAAAAAUCUAGUGUUAUGAACAUGGUUUAGAUUUAUACAUUAAAGGCUCCUGAAGUCUCAUAUAUCUUGUGCACAUAAUGGGCCUUAAAGUUUGAUUUACCAAGCAGUGAAAGUUAGGAUAGUUUGACUGCGGCUCUUAUUUUUAAAAAUCUGUUCAUUCCACUUUGGUGAAGUUAAGUAUUUUGAGAAGAAAUAAAUCAUUAUAUCCACGUGUGAUACAACAUGCCUCAUAGUUUUGAAAUUUCUUGAAGAGAAAAGGUGUCAAGAACCAAAUUCCUCAUCGAAAAAAAGUAAAAAGUAUAAGAAAAAGUUGAAAGGAACCUUGAAGUUUCUGCAUUCAUCUAUUCAUGCCCAAGUUGAAAUUAUUAAAUUCAAAAAUAAUUGAUCUAAAAUCCCCCUGUGUUUGAUUUUGCUAUCGCUGUGUAUGUUUUAUGGUGAUGCAGUGCUCUUUUGCAGGUUAGCACUGUCAUCUGUCAAUGUAACCCUGAAUUUUCAUCUCUCGUGGUUAGGAUCAUGUCACUGCGCCAUAUGGGUUUCAUCUUGUCUCACUGUGUACCUUUUGUCUCUCAGGUGAAACAAAUUAUGGAGGAGGCUGUAACGAGGAAAUUUGUGCAUGCAGACAGCAGCCACAUCAUAUCGUUCUGCGGUAAAUGUUUUUGUUUUGUUUUGUUAUUUAUGUUAUUGUAUUGUGAACCCCUUCUGAUUCUGAUUCUGAUUCUGACCUUAGAAAAAAAAGGGUCAUUUUGCCUAAAGUGCUGGAAACAUAAUGUUGGAACAAAUUAGUCACAGGGCUGACCACAUCAACAUUAACAUAUACUGCACAGGCUUAUAGUUGACAUCGGUUUGUGUAAAGCUGACACCUCCUACGAGUUCACCCUCUCAGAGCAAAAUGAUCCUCCACAGUAUGUUCAAGCUAUGUCACUCCGAAUGAUUAUUUUCAUAAAGCGAUUACUCAUAUCUAUUUAUAUGAAAACAAGGUGCUUGGAUGUAUCUGCAUUAAAGUAGACUACCACCCUUCAAAGGUGUUGAUGCUAACCCAGGGUGAGGAUUGUGUGAUUCACUUCCCUCAUAUCCUAGCAACGGAUCGACAGUGUUCAGUAGAUUGGAGUCUAUUUUCUACUUAAGCCACCUGCGUUUCAGGUCACCUGUUAGAGCUCUUCAGGCUGUAUGUUUCCACGGCAGGCAAAUUAUUUAAUGCAAUAUGACAUGAGUUAACCUGGACUGAAUAAAAUGACGUAGUGUGUUUGUGUGUGUAGCUGUAGUGGAGGCCUGCAUGCUUCAUGGGCUGAAGCGCCGUAUCGCAGGCUUGCUGUGCAGUAACAAGGUCGCAGCGCUUUUUAUGAAGGCGGCAAAAAGCUUUUCGCCUGCUGAGGAGCUGUGCCACAAGGUCCAGGAGCUUGAGCAGCUUAUUGAAAACAGGUGAGAUGUUGACUGUUCCCUGUGGGAGGACAGUAACAGAAAGUCAUUAUAUGCACUCUUUCAUUUCAGGUGCUAUAGAGUUUAAAGAUGCCUGGUUAUGUGUCCCAUAUGUCUGUUUUGUUCAAACAGCAUUCACAGACUGUCUUUCUUUUUGUUUUUAGCAAGCAGAACAAUUCUUCAGUGAGUAAUGAUCGGAGUCGGCAGUCUAGUCGUCAGCUGGCCAACCUGCCUCCCCAGGCACUCAAACAUCUGUGGAUCCGUACAGCUCUGAUGGAGAAGCUCUUGGAUAAGAUCGUAUUGUACUUGGUGGAAAACAGCAGGUAUGAUAGAUAUGCAUAUAAGCUCCAGUGUAGAAUAACAACUCCUAUUUGUAUUUAAUGCAGUUGUUUUGAUAGAAAGGGGCAGUGUGUAAUUUUUAAAGGCAUUUAGCAGAAUAAACAACUGAGUAGAAAUGGAAUAAAGUUUGUAAGUAUAUUUUAAAUGAUUUUAAAUCACCUAAAUUCAAAACCACCAUCUUGCAUCACCACAUUUCUACAAUAACACAGAGGAAGAAGAAAGUGGUUGUGUGCAAAAGAUUUCCCCUUGAUAGAUGUUUUUGAUCAUUAAACUUGGCAAAUGGAGGAUCAUACUUUUAAUGCGCCAUAGGAGUGGAUUGUCUUCUAAGGUCAAAGUCUCUACUGGUGGGAGGGGUGAGCAAGGGAGCAUUUCAGUCCGGUAUCUGACUGCUAGAUAACACACUAAAUAUUCCCAUUUCAACACAUUGUGCACACUGUACAUUAAGUAAAGAACAGUUUCCUUUUUUAGGUGUCACAACAUUCAGUCAAAAUGAUCUAUUACAGCAUACAAAAGUAAUCGUUUGAAACAUCAUAAAUGUCACUUUCUUCAGUGCCUUCUAUGAGAAAGAAGCCAUGCUGAUGGAUCCUGUGGAUGGGCCGAUUCUUGCAUCUCUGUUAGGUAAUAGAAAAAACUGUGAAACCCUUCAAACUGGUUUUUGAAGACUAGAAGGUUCAGGAAUUGCUUAAAAGAUUAACCCUGUCAUUACAGUUGGUCCUUGUGCUUUGGAGUACACUAAAGUUAAGACUGCAGACCAUUUCUGGACCGAUCCAUCUGCUGAUGAGCUUGUACAGCGACAUCGCAUCCACAGUGGGCACUGUCGGCAGGAUUCACCCUCCAGACGGCCUGCACUAGUGAGACUUUUUUAAUGAAAUAUCGAGAAAAAGUUUGCUGUAUAUAAGAUCAAAAGUCAAAUCCUGUUGAUGUAUAUUUAAUCUGUAUUUCAGAUCCAGAAAAGACAGUCAAGUGGCAGCAUGGAUGAUCGCCCUCUCAUGUGGGUGAGGGAUUAUGUUGAAUCCCUCCACCAAAACUCCAGAGCCACACUCCUGUUUGGAAAAAACAACGUCCUGGUGCAGCCGGUAUGUGUUCUUCUUUUCUAGUGUAUCAUAAAAGAUAAAUGCAGUCAUAUUGCUAGUUUGAGAGGUUGAGUAUAUAUCUUUGCCUGCUUUCUUUUUUAUUAGCUAAGUGCAUCUUUUAAUCAGUUGAAGUGAACGUACUGCAAUCAGAAAUGUUUGAUUAGGAAGCUCUUACCUGUGUGUGCAGAGAGAUGACAUGGAGGCCAUUCCAGGCUACCUCUCUCUACAUCAGACCGCAGACCUCAUGACACUGAAGUGGACACCUAAUCAGCUGAUGAACGGCAACAUGGGGGAGCUGGAUUCUGAGAAAAGGUUGGUACACAAUGUAAUAUAGUAUGAAUGAAUACAUGUUCCUGCAGCCAUGGCUCAUUGCUAAAAUACUUGAUCUCUCUUUCAGUGUGUAUUGGGAUUAUGCCAUGACAAUUCGUUUGGAGGAGAUUGUGUAUCUCCACUGUCAUCAGCAAGGUACAGUGAUCCUCUCAGAAGUGUCUGCAGGAGUUAUUAUCCGCUAAAAUUGCAUCAUCAUGAUUAAGUACAGACAUGUUUGUAGAGACUAGAUACAACCAAGUAAUUAAUUUUUAUUAUUUUAAGAGAUAUUAUCACUUACUUCAGGGGUGUCAAACUCAAAUACACAGUGGGCCAAAGUUUAAAACUUGAACAAACAUUGAACAAAUGAACCUUUUAAUGAAGUUUUGCUUUAAAAUGAAUAUUGAACAAGCAAUGCUUAACUUAGUGCAAACAUGCAAAAUGCAAUUUCAAAUUAAAAAAACACAUCAAUGGCAUUCAUUUAUUAAAUAACAUUCAAAUAAAAAUUCUAUGCCUCUUUUCUAUUUGCAGCCUUCCGAUUUGAAUAUCAAAACAAACUUUUUCCACAGGCUAAUAAAUUUAAAGAUAAAAUAACAAUAAUAAAUGAAUCAAUCAUUCAAGCCCAUGCCUUGGAGUAGCAAGAAAAAAUGCAUCAAGAAAACGUUAAUUAUUGCUCAGUUUGCUACACACUGAUCUAAUCUGAUUUUCCCAAGCCAGAUACCUGGCAUCUCUUCUUGGAUGCUAGUUCAUCAAUAUCUGGGCUCAGGCUCUGAGCGAAGGAAAUCCUCAGUAUCAAGCAAAGGUUUGGUGAUAGUUGUAGUUUGAGGUUUGAGGUUGCUAUGACUACUGUCCUAGAGGAGAGGGCUGUCCUGUUUGACGCGCCAAAACAACAGCAGAGCAUUAUGGGAUCUGUAGUAUUAGUGAAUGCGCUGUAUAAUACCGUAGUGAUUUAGUAUUACCUUGUGGGCCAAAUAUAAUUACACUGCGGGCCAGAGUUUGACACCCAUGACUUACUUACUUACUACUUCACAGUUAGCACAUUAACGGACCUUGUUGUCAACACACAACUACAGUAGAAGCUCCCACAAUGAGUAAAAACCAUAAUUAUUAUAUAACAAGAAAUGACAUGAAUAAGAGGAAUGAGGAAGUAUCCAGUGAGAUAGAUACAUGACUAGGUGUUCAACUCUUACAGUCUGUCACUCGGUUGAGGGUUAAGUGUGGGCUCCUCAUCAGGUCUUUCAGUUCAAAUAGGUCCAGGGCCCUCUUUGCAGAGUUUGUGCCCUCUCUUUUUCAAUAUCAUUUAGAAAGGACUCCCGUAUUUUAUUGUAAUUUAUUUAAUUGAAGGUCAUGGCCCUGGAGGGACUAGUACUGCAAUACCUUGUAACCAUAAUGAGAGCUGCAGAGGCUUGUCAGAAAUGCAUGGGAAUAAAAGGUUUUCUGUAGUACAAAACUAGUACAGCAAGUAGUUUCAACACAUGGGGUUUCAGGUUUAGAGCAGAAUGUAAACCAACAAUUAAACAGGUUCAAGACCGAAGUUUUUGAUACAUAUGAUUAGUAUGUGUCCUACCCCUUGGGGAUGGAGUUGAAACACUCCUGUUCUGUUUUAAAAGGUCAGCGUUAGUGAGAGGAGUAAUUUGUUGGCCUCUAAACAUUCGAUUAAAAAAGAAAAUAGCAAGAAAAAUGUGGGGUUAUAUUUAAAAGAAACUUAUUGUGAUCAUCUCUCCAGUGAACAGCGGUGGUACCGUAGUUUUAGUGAGCCAGGAUGGGAUCCAGAGACCCCCUUUACAUUUCCCUAAAGGAGGCCACCUCCUGCAGUUCCUCACCUGCCUGGAGACUGGCCUACUGCCUCAUGGACAGCUGGACCCUCCACUGUGGAAUCAGAGAGGAAAGGUCAGCAUGAAACAAGGAUGAUUAUUAUUAUUAUUUUAUUCCUAUCAUGUCAAACAAUAAAAGAAAUAAAACAUGUUGUAACACCACUUCACUGUGUGAGCAAAGAUGAGUGAAUUCCCUUUCUGUUCACAGGGAAAGGUUUUCCCCAAGCUGCGAAAAAGGAGUCCACACGGCUCCUGUGAUUCUGUCUCAGAUAAGGAGGACGAUGAAGCGACUGAUUAUGUGUUUCGGAUCCUCUUUCCUGGCAAUCAGAUGGAGCUCAGUAAGUGUCUUCAAUCCUGCUAUAAUGCCUCCCUGAGUUAACCUAAUAAAACAUCAUUAGAGAUUACAUCUAUGAUUGUGCCUUUCUAUUGAUACUGAUUUACAGUUUCAGCUUAGAUCAAUCUUUCAUGAGCAUGUUAUUAUUCUACAUCCUACUAAUUGAUUUCCCCUUUAUGUCAAACUGAUCCUCCUGUUUGUAGCCUUGAUAGUGCCUCAGUGUCUUUUUUUAGAAGUGGACAACCAGCAGUCAGAUAGUUUAUUUCUUAUAGUUUUAUUAAAUUAUUGAUAGGAGUAAUUAUUCUGCAUAGUAGCUCUGGAGCUGAUGGAUCAGGGUGUGAACAUGUGGCAGCCUACGCCCAGGAAGUCCUCAUGCUCCUCCUGCUCUCAGAAUGGUUCCUCUGACGGCUCUUUACCCAACGGCUGUAACCAGGAAAGGUGAGAAUUUCUGAGGAACAUGCUCGAAUAUAAAUGUAGAUGUAUCCAAGUAAAUGAAUUUGACAUUUCCUUCUCCUCCAGGGCUCCCUUAAAGCUUCUCUGCGACACGAUGAAGUACCAGAUUAUCUCCCGUGCUUUUUAUGGAUGUGAGUACAAAGAAUUUGAACUAACUCUGAAAAUGUUUCUAGAUAUCUUCUUGGUGGAUAUCUAAGCGUUUGUCUGUGUCUUUUAGGGCUAGCAUACUGCCGUCAUCUGUCCACAGUUCGUACCCACCUGUCUGCGCUUGUUAACACCACUAUUGUUGACCCUGACGUACCCUGCAUUGCCCGGAGCGGCCUCUCUGUGGAGGUCUGGUCCAGAUUCCUCAAAGACAGCUCUGUAAGAUCAACGCCAAGCCAUAACAUGAUUUCUCAUUACUGUGUUGAAUCGUUCUGUAAGUAUUAUGUGAUUGAAAUAACUUGACUUGCUCUUGUUCAGGCCUAUGAGGAGAAAGAGAUCUACAGACUUGUGUAUUUUGGUGGUGUGGCUCCUACACUACGCAAAGAGGUCUGGCCCUUCCUGUUGGGACACUACCAGUUCACCAUGACCGAGAAAUCUAGACUGGAGGUAUUUCUUAUGUCCCGUGUUACUGUAUGAUUUUAAGAUGGUAUGGGAUGCAUGUACAUGAUUUGGUCUUAUGUUCCAGAUCAAUGAGCGGAUACGAACCAUGUACGAGCAGACGAUGAAGGAGUGGCAGGGCUGCGAGGCCAUCGUGCGUCAGCGGGAGAGAGAGAAACACGCUGAGGCUCUCGCCAGAUGUUCGUCUGGAGCCAGCGUGGAGAGGGGACCUGUGCAGCGGGACUCCACCAUCAGCACAGAUGCAAGUUUGUUUUCUCUUAAGCAUGAAAUAUGCUGUAUUAUAUAACCUUUAUUACAGCAAAGACUAUAUGAAGAGAAGCAGUUUGUUAUUUGAGGUUGAAUCUGUUAAGUGAACUAGUUGACACUUCUGCUUUGUUUCUUGAUGGUUUUCUUCUCUGCAGUCGUCUUUAAGCAGCAGUUCAGACCCACAGAAUGCUAACUCACAGAGUGAAUCCAGCAGCAGCGCACAGGUAGGCGACUAUGCCAGUUUAUUUCUCUUGUUAAAGUACAAUUUCUGCAGGUAUUUCCUCAUGAGAAAAACUACUUUGGGGUCAAUAAAAUUCUUAUUUUUCUUAAUUAUAUUCAGUGACAUGAAAGCUACUUAAACAUUGAACCAUAGUUGAUAAACCCUUUGAUGAAGAAGAAGUUACAAGAUCAUGAUUUGUUCACAUCUGCAACUGCAAGACUUGUGUGCACAAGGAAAAUCUGAUCCAAUCCAUAUUUAUUCAAAAAGCACAUCUAACAACAACAAAAUAUGAGUUUCAAACUUGUGUCUUGAGACAAGAAGCAAAAUGCACUGAUAAAAUAUGUUUCUGAUAAGAUAUGUGUCUGACAAUUGGGCAGAAACCAACCAAAGUCACAAAUUCUCAGAUAAAAACAUUUUCAAACUAAAGUCUGUGAUGUUUCACUGAGUUGUCGAGAUAUUUCUCUGGAGGAGUAAAAUUUUUUUCCUCCAGAUGGUGCUACAUGAGGAGUGAAAGGAUAAUCAGUCAUAGGGUGUCAUCCUCCGAAUGAUAUAAGUUUAUGUCUGUGAAUCCUUCUGAUUUUUGAGAUGUUUCCACCUGAGCAAUGGACCAGCAAGAAUUUUAAAGUAUUAAACAACAAGAGACAAGGCUACCUGUUGAAACCAUCAACUUUUUUGACAUUCAACAGUUUUAGGAAUUGGUUCAAAAUGUAUUGAGGGUUAGCCACAUUUUUUUCCUACCAGGUCUUUGGAUCAGUUGAGGCGGUAGAUCAGAUUGAGACUGAACCCAAGUCUGAGGAAGGAGAAGCUCAGCACAGUAGUCCAGUAAAAGAAGCAACAAGUGGAACUGAUGAUGCCCCACAGCUUCCCUCCUUCAACCCGUCUUCUGCAGAUCUGACAGAUCAGCAUCCAGAUUCAGAAAACAAACCCAUUGAAACGGAUUCAGUUGCUGAUUCAGCGACCCUGCAGCCAGAGGGAGCGGCAGAAGGUCCAGUGGAGAAUACUGCAACAGCUUCAGAGCCAUCAGGAGAGGAUGUAAAGGAGCAGGUAGAAGAGAACAUGAAAAUGGAGACAGUCUCAGAAAGCGACAGGGUUAAGGACUCACAAGUGGCGUCUGGAUCCAAGGAAGAACCUGAAUCAGAAGAAAGAGAUACAACAGAUGAAAUAAAAGAACAGCCAGAAGAUUCAAAAGCAGUGAAUGUGAAUUUGAGAUGUGCACCAGAGACUACAAAUGUCUUAAAGCUAGAAACAGAGAUUCAUAAUGAGUAUUUCCAAGCACCUCCACUUGGCCAGACCUUGACUUUACAAGCACAAAAGAGAAAAGAUGAGAACGCAGAGACAUUAAAUCUGACUACAGCAGAAAAAAAUACACAUCCAGAUACAACAGAGGCAGAAAUUCUUGAAACGACUUGUGAAAAAUCCCAAAUCUUCAACCUAGAGUCUGAGAGAAAGGGUGCUGAGGCAUUAGUGUGUGAAGUGUUCGAACCCAAAAAAGCGGCAGAAAUUCCUUUUGAGAAACCUGGUUCAAACUCACCCGUCAGACAAGUGCUAAACGCUCUUCAAUCAGCGUCCCUUUCAUUAUCCCGGCAGUCUCCGGACACGGCAGACUCCGAUGACUCACCUUCUGCUUUGGAAAUGGAGGACAUUCCUGCAGGGAUAACAUGUGUGAACUCUGAGGACAUUAAACCCAGGCUUUUGGCGGGACUUGCUGCUCCCCCUGUCUCCCUGGCACAAAGGGAGAAAAUGGCAUCAGGAGAUUUCGUCCUGGAUCACCAACUGGACACUAGUCCUGAGGGCACUGACCUCGGUCUGUCUGAAGAGGAGCCAGAGAUGGAGAAUGUGCUCACUGAAGCUGAGUCUACAGAGGCAGGAGGAGACACCAAACAUGAUGAGUCGUCAGAGGAACAGACCUAUUCUGCAAGUAUUUCACUUGACACACAUUUAUAUCUUUUUUUUUUUUUUUUGCUGUAAAACUAAUUCUAGCUUAACUCACUUUUAUUUUUAUAGCAAGAAACACUGGACAUGUACCUGAUUAAUUUACACCGCAUUGACAAAGAUGUCAGACGCUGUGACAGAGCGUACUGGUACUUCACUCCCGAAAACCUGGAUAAGCUGCGAAACAUCAUGUGCAGGUAAAUUUAUCAACAUGCUUAUAUUGUUUAAAUCCAUCUAUUCACAGACUAUAAAACAAGUUGUUCAUUGCCACUUUGGCUUCUCUGAGGUGGAAGUGACCUUAUAUGGACAGGGGAGUAGACAUACUUGACCACACAUCUAUCCAGAUUUGUUGGUUGCAGCAGGAGCAACACGCCAAUUGCCAGACAGUCAACCCUAAAAGAAAUUCUGUUUUAUUGUCUUUUUAAUGUUUAAUCAGACCAUUGGGUAAAAAAUGAACAUCAAGCUUAAAGGGAUAUUCCGGUGUAAAAUUAAUUAAGGGUCAAACCCACAGUAACACCGAGUUAGACACCCCCUUGAGAGAUGAAUGUUGCCAACCGCUUGCUUCUCUAGUUAUACCAACUUUAGUAACGACCGCACGAUAGCAAUACACGGCAGUCUAUGGAACCACACAUGAUCAUAAAUAUUCUCCCUUGAGCUAUGUCACCUCGCUGUAGUCCGUAAUGUGCUGACCUGAGGUCUCACUACAAACAAGCGGCUGCCGGAAGAGAGUAGGUGAGUUGUGUUUAGUCUCUUUGCUAGAGAAAUUAGGCAAAGUUAAAAAGAUGUUUGGUGGCUAGUGCUGUGGCUAGGACCCUAUAUGUACUGUCGAUGAAGUUAGGUGCUGUUCUGAGAAUUAUUUGUGACUAUAGAGUGAUGUUUUGAUUGAGGUUUGUUUAUGGCUCCUCAGACCGCUGUGUAUUGCUAUUGUGCGGUCGUUACUAAAGUUGGUAUAACUAGAGAAGUGGUCUGCAACAUUCAUCUCUCAGGUGGGUGUCUAACUAGGUGUUACGGUGUGUUUGACCCUAAAUCAAUUUUACUCCGGAAUAUCCCUUUAACUGCUUGUUUAUUUUGAAGAUAUGGGGGGUGUCACUAGGACUUCUUCUAUGUGCUUUACACUCAAAAAUCAAGGCUGCCGCUCCUCUGUUAAGCACGUGAAAGAAUGCAGUUUUGAGGCACUUGAACACCAGCGUCCCCUCCCAGAUCUAAAAGGCUUUGUCAGCUCAUAAACAGUCAAUAUAAAUAAUACAGAAUAUCUGGUUGUCUCUGUAGCUAUGUGUGGCAGCAUCUGGACACAGGAUACGUCCAGGGCAUGUGUGAUAUCCUCGCUCCCUUGCUGGUUAUUCUGGACGAUGGUCAGUGAGACUGUAAAUGCAAACUAUUUCACCUUACAUGCAAAAAUGUUUAAAAAAAAAAUGAGUAGGGUUUGAACUGGAUAGUGUGUAUUUUCCAGAGGUCAUGGCUUUUAGCUGCUUCACUGAACUGAUGAAGAGGAUGAACCAGAACUUCCCUCAUGGAGGUGCCAUGGACUCUCACUUUGCAAAUAUGCGCUCUCUCAUACAGGUUUGUACAUAUAUUUGAGAGAAUGCUUUAACACACAUGCAAACUCUAAUAUAAUGAGAGUUUGUUAUUAUCUUAAUAGAUCCUCGACUCUGAGCUGUUUGAACUGAUGCAACAGAAUGGAGAUUACACCCACUUCUACUUCUGCUACCGCUGGUUUCUACUGGACUUCAAAAGAGGUGAUAGGGGCUCAGUCACUGUGAUAUUAGCUUGAAAUGAGAAAAUAGCAGGUAGCAAAACACUCCACUCAAUUUGAUCUCGUACUCAUGUGUGUGUGUUUUUCUCUUUUAUCUCAGAAAUGGUGUAUGAUGAUGUGUUCUCAGUCUGGGAAACAAUAUGGGCUGCCAAGUACACAUCUUCUGAACACUUUGUGCUCUUCAUUGCUCUGGCAUUGGUGGAGAUGUACAGAGACAUCAUCCUGGAAAACAACAUGGACUUCACGGACAUUAUUAAGUUCUUUAAUGGUAAGAUAAAAGAAUAGAUAUGUAUCUGCGAGAAUACAUCAAAGAAUAUAGCUAUACAGCUGCAAAUACAGAAAAACCUCAUUCGUACAUCUUAUAAUUUAUGAUUAAGACAAGCUACCUCAGAGUAUGGAACAAAAUUUCUAUGACAGUCUAUAAAAGUGACAGUUUUAUCGAAUCAGAAGGAAAGGACAAAGCAGCAAUUCUUCUUUUGUAAUCAUAUUUUUCUUGUCUCUCUCCUCAGAAAUGGCAGAGCGCCACAACGUCCCACAGGUGCUUCUGAAAGCUCGAGAGUUGGUUCUCAAAGUGCAGACGCUCAUAGAAAACAAGUGAUGACAAGGAUGCUGCUCUUCUGCUGCCACUGCCCUCACGUUUCUUUGCGCUAAUUCGUUCCAAGCUGCUGACACAUGCAUCCACUGUAAUGGUCAGAGAGGAAACAAAUUGAUGUUAAAGAAAUGCAGCGGUAAGUGGUGAGAAACAUGCUCUUUAAAGCUGCUCGUGUGUAACAACCUUUUCCAAUUGCCCCUGCCUGUAUGCAGGAGAUGCAACUAUUACCAGUGAUUUAUUUUGAGAGUGUUGUUGUUCACCCAGUGAAUGUACCCUUGUUGAAACUGCUUAAGGAUGUGGUUUUAUUUUGCCUUAAAUUUAGCUAUUUUUCAGGGAUAUGGCAACCAAAAUAUUCACUGUAUUGUUCAGUAUAACACGAGUUAAAUUUUGCUCAGUUUUACCCAUCGUACAUCUUGUGAAACACUUGAAUAUUUUUCAAUAUAAUUAUUUUUGCUGGAAUUGUAGCUACAUUGAUGAAACAUCUUGUGAUGCAAUUAAGUAUAUUUUCAGUAAUGAAAUUUGGCAUUGUUCAAUAACUUAGUCCUGCAAUUAUCAGAGAUGCAUUCAAGAUGUGACCCGGACCUGCUCAGUCAAAAGUAGCAUGUGUGGUUUGCUUCUUAAUAGCUAUUUCGAGGACGACUUCCUGGCUUUUUUGAGAUCUAGUAGUCCUCUCCUUGUGUUUGCUUCCCAUGUACACAAGCUUGCAGGAUAUCCAGACUUAUCCUGUGACCCCUGUGCACAACCUGUGUGAAUGACUGCACAUAAGUCGCAUAUGCAGUGUCACAUUUUCCUCUGAUACUCAUUCUGUGUGCUCCUUCGAAUUCUGAGCUCCACUAUGCAUUGUUUAAAGCGUGAUUUAACCUGCACAGUUCCAUCCCUCGACCCCCGCUCUGGCCUUUAUUUCUGUGCAGGCCGAUGCUUCUGUAAAUAGUUCAUCUCAACUUAAAGUGAUGACAGUAAAAGCAGCACACUCUGUGAGGUCAGUCACCAAGGUGGAUCAUGGUUGCCUUGUGAUGUUUUUUAGCUUUUUCUUUUGUGUGACUGUGUUUCUCUUCAUCAUUACCUCAAGAUCUGCAUGUUCACAUCUGUUUAAGAGAGCCUCUGUUUGCUUACCAUCCACACCUCUCUUUCUGUUUGAAGCAAUCAUCAACUUUUCAGUCUACUUAGUACUAGACUGUCAAGUUUAACAUUUUCCAUCAGGUGCUGUGGUAGCUUGUGAAUAAGCUUAGCCAUGCGAAUUCUUCAGUUUUAUGUUGAGUUUGGAGACCAAUUGAACUUUGUUCUUCUAAAAACAGACAUCUGAAAAAUGAUUUACUCAAAGAUGCAAUGCCGGGAGACUUUAUUUUGAUGUUUAAAACUGAAACUAUUUUGGUGUUAAAUGUCGAAUGUUAUACACAAAAGUCUGUGCAUCUGAUCUGUUUGAAUCAAAUAUCAGAUUCAUAUAAUGAUAAUAAAUAAUAAACUUUAUUUAUGAAGCACCUUUCAAAACCAGAGUUAAAAGGUGCUCUACAGGCAGUUAUUAAAAGACAUGUCCUAAACUCAGCAGAAAAACACAAAGUUAUCGUCUGGCUGUAGACCAGCAUUUCUAUCAUUAUGCAGACUCUCUGUAUCCAGAACACACCCAUGUUUGCUUUACUGUGGCUUUAAAUCCAGUGUUUUGAUAUCACCGCUGCUGUGUCUCCAUGUGAUCUUCAAAAUCACGCUUGAGUAUUGCUGUUUGUGUAUUACAGUGUUUGUUGUCAGAAGAUUUUUCUGUAAACAAUGUUUCAAAAAGAAAUGGACUUAUUGUAUAUCAAAGCUGGUAUUUAUUUAUUUAUUAAUUAUUAUUAAAUGCAAUACAAUGUCUGUAUAUGGGCUUGGUCUGAUUAUAAUGAACAAAGUUUAAAAGAUAUAUAUACAUGCUGUUGGAAAUUAAUAUAUUUUUUAUUUUUUUCUGUGUCUUCUCAAAAUGUCACCUGUCAAAAUUAAUUUAUUGCGUAUUAAAAAUAUUAUAUUUUGCA